Phanerochaete carnosa HHB-10118-sp is the source of this 1581-nucleotide messenger RNA. RefSeq lists its product as uncharacterized. The transcript has 5 exons. Gene Ontology annotation, biological process: regulation of transcription by RNA polymerase II. NCBI's taxonomy places the organism in Eukaryota, Fungi, Basidiomycota, Agaricomycetes, Polyporales, Phanerochaetaceae. The record is from RefSeq and is a predicted model, not a curated record. Gene Ontology annotation, molecular function: DNA-binding transcription factor activity, RNA polymerase II-specific; RNA polymerase II cis-regulatory region sequence-specific DNA binding. Bases 221 to 1309 code for a protein of 362 amino acids.
AGCUGCUCGAGAAUGUCUAAAGCAUCUGGAACAUCGCCUCUCAUGGCCCGUGCGCCGUUAGUGCAUCAAGCCCAGCCUGCUGACAUAAGCAACUCCCCGUGUUCGACGUUGUUCUUCACCUCCACGACCGACAGCGGCUGGUCACUGCUCAACGACCCGAUUUUCUCGCGCGAUCCCUCGCUCAAUACAACUGGCUACCCUGGAUAACGAAUUUACUGACAUGGCGCAACAACAGCAGCCUACAGUCAUACCUCAGGAGAUGAUGGCGGCUCAACAACAGCAGAUCCCUAACAUGCAGCAUCCACCUGUAAAUAUCAACUCUUACUAUCCAGAAGCUCCUGGAGGUGACCUUUCGGGUGGUCUUCCUAUCAAUCUUGACUCGCUGCGAGACGGGCCUCCUGGUAGCAAGCCGUUUUAUCCCUACUCGACGCUCAUUCGAUACGCGAUUAAGGGUGCACCAAACCAGAAACUGCUGUUGGAAGACAUCUACUAUGCUAUCGAGUCCAGAUUCCCGUACUUUCGAUCUGCUCCUCCGGGCUGGAAGAAUUCUGUCCGCCACAAUCUGUCGUUGAACCCUUGUUUCGAGAAGGUGCCUCGCCCGCUCACCGACCGCGGCAAAGGUUCAUAUUGGACUGUUAACGACAACGUUGACCCACGAACAGGCGUGCAUCGUGUGCGCAAGAAGAAGCCGAAGGGUGGAAAGAAGGGCGGACAGCAUCGUCACGUAGAGCAGUCGCCCGAACAGGAGCAGCAGGAUCAGCAGCCGCAACAACAGCAAGCACAACCACAACCCAGUCAGCAGCCACCCAUCGAAGACGUUGAUUACCAUCCUGGUGCCGCUCAGGAAGCUAAUGCGUACGACCCUAGCAACUAUGUCCCACCCCCCAUUAUCGCUGCCGAUGGGCCGGGCCCGAGUAGGCAACCGCAGACACAAGCGCCUCAGCCAGCACAAUUUCAGCCACCCUAUGGAACAGUUCUGAUACCUUUUCCUGCAUCGCCGUACAGGUUCGACCCCGCUUUUUCCUUUCCGCCUCAACCUAUGCGACCGCAUCCGCUCUUCCCGGACGAGCAGGUCGACCUGGAUGAGCAUGGAAACGUCAUCUGGGCGAGCAUGUGGCGUAAGGAGCUGACGAAUUUGAUGCAGUUCACGGACCAGCAGGAGAAGCAGGGUGCGGACCAGGAGUGGUUCAGGAACAUGCUCGCGCGAGUGCGAACGGCGAUGAUGGCACCUCAGGUUGCCCCUGAAGCCAUGCCUCAGCCCGCGCACGGCAUGCCUGGCGCGCCUCCGAGUACUGGCGAGACUGCAUGACCGCCGGUAGUUAGUGCGAUGAAUCCGUGGUGUGUUCUCUUUCUAUUGUUGUCUGAUGCACGUUGGCUCGAUGUGGGUCACACUCUCGAUGGACCUGCCAACUUUACCAGCUGCCAUGACUGUUCUUUAGUAACAUGUCCUCAUAUUUUGCUCUCCGUCUUAUCAUCUUUCUCGCUGUUUUAUCCAUGCGUAACCUCUACCUCUUUACUCUCUAGUACUCUUAUUACCUCUGUACAUGCGUAGUACUGAGCGUUAUCAAGAACCUGCUUAUU